CCCAUCUUUACAAGAAAGGACACUCGCCAAGCAUUCCAAUGGAGAAUACGUAAUCUUCCAUAUCCUAUUGAGACAUACAGCUUGUCAGUCGACCAAGACACCAGAUGCUGCAUUAUCAGGACAUCAAACAAAAAGUACUACAAGAAAUUCUCCAUACCAGACAUGGAUAGAGCUGGUCUUCCUCUUCAGCAAUCAGACUUCAGUAUGGCUCAUAGUAAUAACACCCUCAUUAUCAAUUACAAGAAGCCAGCCGAGAUUCUAGCGUUAGAGAAACAAGUUAUUGCAGAGAUACAGAAGACGAGGGAAAGCAAGGAAGGAGACAUGGAGUGUGCACCAAGCUAACGUUCUCCCAUUCACUCAGUGUGACGGUCAGCUCUGGACAUUCAGUAAUGGAUGUAAACUUAGUUAAUUUGGUUUGUUUGUUUGUUUUUUUCCAACUGCUAAGAAAGUGUGUGCGAGGAACUAGGGGACCGGUGGCCUUAAGUCCUCUCUGAGGGACUUGGUUAUGAAGGUUAUACCAAAGGGCACAAGCGCAUCAACUUGGUUUCAAAAUCGGGAGCUCCUAGUUAUGAGACUACUGCUUUACCACUAAGCCAUCACUCCUCCUCUAUUAAAACUAAGUGUGCCUUAAGCUGACAUGGUAUAUUUUAGUGAUAUGUAACUCUCCAACUGUCAUGAAUUCUGAGAACUAUGGGAUUUAACAAUGAGUCCUUGUAGGAAAGAAUAGUUUGAGACAGCUUGUUAUAGGAUGUGAGCCUCUUUUGAGAUGCUCAAGAUCAGUGAAGAAAAAAAGUACAUGUACAUGUAAUUCUUGACAAAGUGUGCAUACAGCAAAUAUAACAAGUACUGUCCUUAUGCCCUUUCAACAAAUUAAUCUAUAUAACUCUCCAGUCAUUGCAGAGUCUUGAAUAAACUGCUCUUGAUCAACUACUCUCUGUACUUAUCCGCUCCGAGCUGAGUCUGAUCUGGAAUUGAUUCCAACGUUGAGUAUAAUAGAAAAUCCUCCAAUUUCGAUGUUAUGCUCUUUUUUCCAGAGGUUUCUGCUAACCAGUGUAUUAUUGAAUUAGAUAUGAAUUGAAUGAGUAUGUGUGUGAUUUACUUUUUUUCUGAAGCCCUUGUGACUUGUUUAUGUGCUCCACUUUUCAUUCAUAAGGCUCAAUAUCAAAAUAUGUCUUUAUAUUCAAGAUGAUGAUUGUAUCAAUUUGAUACACCUAGGAGAAGUGUCAAAAGCUAUUUGUAAACAAAUGUACUUUUCAGCAGAUUUGGGGGAGGGGGUUAACCCCCUACCUACCCCCCUCCCUCCUCCCCCCCCCCCCCCCAAAAAAAAAACCCCUCUAGAACUGCUACUGCUCCACGACUUCUUUUACAUAGAGAUUUAAGCAGUUGUGCUUUAGUUACUCUACCAGAAAGUUUAUAAAAUACUGACCAACGUAAAUUGGGAACUUUGUGUAGUAUUUAUCGAAAGCUCAGAGUGUCGUGAUUAUGAAUACAUCAUGUAUUGCAUUUUAUUCACCGAUGUUGUACAUAUUUUGUUGAUUUGUAAAAUAAAAUGUUUCCCUAUUCACAAUGAAAUUUGCACCUUUCUUUUUCAAAGUUCUAUGCGUAUACAGUGGAACCUGCUUACAAUGACGUCCUUGGGACCAUGGAAAUUACUUUGUUAUAUCAUGGUAAAAAAUAUUUUAAAAAAUAAUAAUGAUACCUUGUUAUAACAGAUACCUCUUGUCAGUGGCGGCGUAGGAUUUUUUCAAGGGGAAUGUUUUAAAAUUGGAUUGCAUCAUUAAUGCGAUUUUUUUUCUUCUCCCCAAUCCGUGAGAAAAUAUUUGGCAGCAAAUCAGCCAGCCGGUGAACAAAGGGGGCAGGGGGGUAAUUACCAUUAAAUUUUGUCUGCGUACGCGCCUGCCUCUUGAUUCAGAGCUCUUUAUAAUGAGUUUCCACUGACUGUAUAUACAGAUGAUUGAUGUGUUCUUCAUCCUUUCUGGAUUACUUUGUGUGAACUCCCAAAAACCUGAUAGCCCGAAUUCACAAAGGAGGUUUGUCGACAAAUCUCCUUUUGUUAUUUACAAACCAGGUUUGUAAAAAACGUGUCAAAACGCUUCAUAUGACGUACAUAAACCUCGGUUUGUCGACAAACCUCCUUUGUGAAUUUGGGCCAUAGAGUUCUCUCAAAACGACUAACUAAAGCAGAGAUGGAUCCAAUAUUUUAUGAUAAUGGAGGGGCUAAUGUACAUUUAAAAUUCUCUGACCAGCAAAUACAAAUUCUUUAACCCCCCCCCCCCCCUCAGGGUCCCCUGGUGUGCAUACGUGUGUUGUGCUUUCAGAGAAUGCGAUUUUUCAACAGGUUUUUAUCAGUUUGUUGUUGUUUUGUUGAGGGGUGGUUCUUUUUUUGUUUGCUGUUGUUAUUGUUUUGUUUUCUUUUGUUUACCUAUUAAUUUUCUGGCUCAGAGAACUUAUCUACAACAUAACAUUCAAAAUUACUGAGACCCCUAUCUCGAAAUGCAUAUGAAUUUCUAAAAUCGAGAUUAGCUUUAUCAAAAUCUGUAUUUAAACGGUCUUUAAAUUGUCAACAUGUCUUCAUGAUUCCCGCUAUUUUCAAUGCUACAUACAUUUACAGCGUCUUGCCACUUUAAAAAAAAUCCCUCAAAAACUUGAAAGCUCUUCACUCGGUAAUAUAACGUAAUUCACGAGUCGACAAAUCGUGUUACUCUUCAAAUUCUGUGUAACUCUACGGUACUCUUUGUUUUCAGCAACUUUAAAUACUCCAUAAUAAAUGUAUUACUCAUAUUAUUCACACUUCUGGUUAGUUUACACCACACGAAUAAUAAACCGCAAUAACGUUUAUUUAUUAAUCUGUCAUCAAAGUUUGUUUUUAUUCAAUGUGAAUAAUACAUUUUUCAUUAAAAAACAAAUUUACUUUAUAAUUCAUAAUCAUAUCACUCAAUGUAUGUAUUAGAAUUUUGUUUGGAUAAAUGCAAAGUUUUAAGAAAAAAAGAGAGAAAAUAAAUGAUGGGCACUGUAGUGCUAUCCAUCUAAAUAAUUUUGA
Molecule: messenger RNA, 3040 nt
Organism: Strongylocentrotus purpuratus (purple sea urchin)
Lineage: Eukaryota; Metazoa; Echinodermata; Echinoidea; Camarodonta; Strongylocentrotidae
Product: protein DPCD-like
Source: RefSeq, a predicted model, not a curated record